AUGAGGAUAACCGCCAUCAGAGAAAGCAGAGAUUUGACAGAGAUCUCACUAGAACAGCUGUAUGGGGUUCUGAAAACCUAUGAAUUGGAACAGGCUCAAACUAAACAGAGAUACGGAUGGGGAAAGACACUCAACACGUCUACGUCUGUUAUCAAUUCUAAUGCCCUCGUAGUAGAAUCACCUCUUGUGAAAGAAAGGAAGGUUGUUGUACCUUCAAGAAGCUCCCAGGAGUAUGUUGUGCCGGAAAUGGGACAUACUUCAGUAAGUACGGGAGAUGAUGAAUUUUACUCGAUGGAAGAGUUAGAUCAGCUGGAGGAUGAAUCUCUUGCUAUGUUUGCCAGGAAGUUUGGCAACAUGAGAUUCAGGAAGAAUCCCUCAUACAGAUUUAAAUCUUCUGGUAAUAAAUUCCAGAAAGGGGGAUCUUCGUCCACUUCAAAAGGGGCUUAUAAGACUGGGAUGGUUGAUCGAAGCAAGUUUAAAUGUUUCAACUGUGAUGAGCCUGACAGUGAUGAAGAGGAAGAGCGGGGGAAUGUUGCUCUAAUGGCUUUCAUGGAACCUUCUAAACCUCCACAUCGCACUGGCGGAUUUUCGGUAGAUCCUACUUGCCCUAAACUAUUUAUGCAAUUAGGACUUGAACGUGAUGACGCUCGUAAUAAGAUCAAAGCUCUGACUCUUGAACACAAAGCUUUAAAGCAAGAAGUUCAUGAGUUAAAGUUAAAAGAAAAACUUGUUCUCACCCCUAAAAUUGAACAAUUAACUGGUGACUUGUUGACUCAGUCUAACAAAGUCAAAGUGUUAGAGUAUAGGGAGAACAAACUGAAUGAACAACUAGCUGAAGAGAAGGUUAGGUGCCUUGCUUAUAAGGAGUCGACUAAUAUUGUUAAGAACCUAGUGGACCAACAAGUGAUUAAAAGGAAAGUUGAGGAUAUUGAGAAUGAGAGGGAGAUUUUGGCAUCUGUAGAGCCAAUGCAAGUUGAGGGCACAUUCAGUUCACCCAAAGCUGGCAUAGGUGCCAAUGGCUUAAAGAAUAAUUUUAACAAGCCUAAUAAGUUUGUUAAAUGCAGGAAUGAUAACAAUACAUGCUCUUCUACUAAUAACAUUAGAACUUCUGAAAAUGUUACUGUAGAAACUGUUAAACCCCCUGUUGUUCUGAAUAACAUGCCUACUGUUCCUUUAGUUGAUAUGUGCCAUAAACCUUGUGGUGUUGAUAAUUGCAUGUUGUGUGCGUUUAAUGUAAUGUCUGCUUUUUUCAAAAGUAUGCAUGCUAACAAAGAAAACACAACACCUAGAAAGCAUAUGAAUAGUAAGUUUGCAAAAACCAAGACUACUGGUCCUUCUCCUAUCAAGAAGGAUACUUAUGUUCCUAAGCCUAAACCUAAAGUGUUCAAGGCUGUUUGUAGGAAAGUAAGUACAGUCAAGGUGGAUGCUAAUGUUAUUCGAACAGGAUCUAUUGUCAAAGCUGACAAAGGUCAAUUCUUUAAGGAGCCAAACAAGGUUGAAAAGGUUGUAUGGAUCCUCGAUAGUGGAUCUUCUAGACAUAUGACCGGUGAUAGAGCCCUGCUAUCAAAUGUGAUUGAGAGUGCUGGCCCGAUUGUCACCUUUGGAGAUAACAGCAAAGGUCGUACUACGGGAUAUGGCAAUUUACUUGCUGAAAAUGUUAUCAUUGAAAAAUUUCUUUGGUUGAAGGACUCAAGCACAAUCUUCUAUGACAAGGGAUUCCAAGUAAACUUUGUCAAGGAGAAGUAUUUGAUAUCUCACACUAAAGAUGACCGUCUUGCUCUCUGUGGAGUAAGAAAAGCUAACUUAUACGUAGCUGAUCUCAAUUCAGGAACCACUGAUGAAGAUAAUUGUUUCUAUUCAAAGGCUUCACCUGAAGAUAGUUGGCUAUAA
Messenger RNA from Daucus carota subsp. sativus, 1890 nucleotides. RefSeq lists its product as uncharacterized. The record is from RefSeq and is a predicted model, not a curated record. The transcript has 5 exons. The coding region runs from base 1 to 1890 and encodes 629 amino acids. NCBI's taxonomy places the organism in Eukaryota, Viridiplantae, Streptophyta, Magnoliopsida, Apiales, Apiaceae.